Messenger RNA from Fusarium tjaetaba, 1917 nucleotides. RefSeq names its product TRI7-trichothecene biosynthesis. NCBI's taxonomy places the organism in Eukaryota, Fungi, Ascomycota, Sordariomycetes, Hypocreales, Nectriaceae. The record is from RefSeq and is a predicted model, not a curated record. Gene Ontology annotation, biological process: lipid metabolic process. The coding region runs from base 1 to 1917 and encodes 638 amino acids. The transcript is spliced from 3 exons.
AUGGACGGCCUAGAGCAAACCUCAACGUCUCAGAUCGUCGCUCUCGGCUGCAGCAUUCUCGCCUGUUUCGCAAGCACCAUUUUCUUCAUCCCUAGAAAUGCAAUACUCGGCAGACUCGGUGCAGCGGUGGCUCUGAGCUGUCUGCAGCACUCCUUGUACACGUCCCUUUUGACAUCGUCCUUGCCUCCAGCCCAAAUAGCAGGCAUAUCUCUGUUCAGCUGGGGACUCUACGCCAAUGCCACCGAGCAGAUUCUUCUAUCGCGCUACGAUGCCGAUGACGUCCUCACGGUGAAGGAAAGACAGUCUGACCGCCAUUUAAGCACUGUCGCCCAUUUCCUUCGUGCUGUGAGCAUGUACUUUAACCUACGGCGUGUUGGCUUGCGAGGGGAGGUUUCGAUGAAGCACCGAGUCCCGACAAAUUCUGUGAGGUUUAUUACAACGAGACUUGUCCAAUGUAUUUGCUGUUAUCUUGUCUUGGAUGCUAUCUUUCUCGCGCCGCGUCCGGAGAAGCACUUGAUCACGAGAGAAAAGCAGUCAUUGUUCAACCUAACGAGCCUAACUCGGGAAGACAUAAUCUUUCGCUUUGCUAGUUCCCUUGGGAAUUGGGUCAUUGGCUAUGUGUCGGUACGAUUGGCCCAUAAUUUUGUGGCUGCGGUAUCUGUUGUACUUGGUGUGUGCAAGCCAGAGGAUUGGCCGCAUCUCAACGGGCCAAUAAGUUCAUGGUCCACUGUCCGAACGUUCUGGGGAACAUUUUGGCAUCGGCUUUUCCGCAAGGCUCUAGCUGGCUGGGGAGACUUCAUUCCAGAUAAAGUUCUCAAGCUCCGUCGCGGGACGCUGCUGUCACGAUAUUUACGCCUGACAUUAGCAUUCUUCGCUUCGGGACUUAUGCACCGCUGCGUUCAUUACUUCUACCGUCUUGAGUCCGGAGAGCGGUAUGAAAUGGAGACAUAUUUCCUUCUACAACCGCUGGCUAUCAUGUUUGAGGACGCGGUGCAAGCUGCAGCCGUGGAUAUUCCCCUCCCAAGGCCAUUACGCUGGAUAAUUGGGUUUGCCUGGUUCUGCAUAUUCACCACAUGGGUGUCGCCGUCAUUCCUUUAUCCCACUAUGCGAGUAGCAGAUCCAGGGCAGUUGCUUCCAUUUUCAGUCAUAGGUCAUCUUAUGAAACCAACACUCAGAUCAAUACAAUAUUCUCCUCAAACAGCAGUCACCACGAAUCCCUUCUACCUCAGUUUCACACUCAAGAUGGUUGCCUUCAACGCUCUUCUUACCUUCGCCGCCACCCUGGUCCCUUUGGUGACCGGUGCUGCCCUGCCCACUCAUGAAGACUCCUCCCUGACCAGGCGUCAAAACCAAGACAAGUCCUGGGACGACUAUCACCGCCAAAACGGCGCAUUCGCAAGACAAGGCCUCUGCCUCUUCUACCUCGACCCAUCUCCCCGCGAUGGCGCAUGGGCAUGCGGUGUCUACUGCAAAAACGACCGCACCAAGAUCUGCACCACCGUACACCUCAGCAAAUUCACAAACGACAUGCUAGGCGCCAACCCCGACGGUGAACGCUAUGCAAUCGGAAAAUGUCAAUGCGACACUUCAGCAGCGGAUUUCCUCGCUACAGCUACUGUUGAUUUCACGGCUAGAGGUUUUGACAAGGGGUUUAGAGAAAUUGGAAGUGUUACGUGUGAGAUCAUGGUGAAUGUUAUGAAGGAGGCUGUUUUUGCGAGCACGUAUGCUAUUCCUGGUGUUGGGCCUGUUGCUACUGCUGCUAGGACUGUUUCGAAGGGUGUGAAGUUGGCGUCUAAGACGCAGGGUGGUAAGGAUCUGUGGACGGAUGCUGUUAAGGAGUCUUGUAACUUUCGUCGGGAUGAUGACUUGCUGAACAAGGGCUUUGGGAUCUUUGAGGGAGCUCCCGAUGAGUUCUAA